Aureobasidium namibiae CBS 147.97 is the source of this 516-nucleotide messenger RNA. RefSeq lists its product as uncharacterized. The annotation marks the transcript as partial. The record is from RefSeq and is a predicted model, not a curated record. Lineage: Eukaryota; Fungi; Ascomycota; Dothideomycetes; Dothideales; Saccotheciaceae. The transcript is spliced from 2 exons.
GCCAUCGCCGCAGCCACCACAGACUCCCUCCGCACCGUCGACGUCUUCGCCUGGCCCUCAGCAGCAUCAGCACCUCUCACCCUCGCCAAAGUCUCCUACUCCUGGCCCGCCCUGAAUGCCACCGUAGACUCAUAUACCGCACCUGCAGUCACAUCAGAUGAUUUCGUACGAGUAGGCGUACACCGUGCUGGCGACUGGGUUGGUGUAUCGACAAGAGGAGCCAAUUUCGAUGCGUCAAAGAAGCCUGCGCUGCGCUUGUUCGUCGAUUCUACCGGAGAUGUGUGGCAUGUUGGAUUCAGCACUGCGCCUGGAAAGUCUGCGGAUGGUUCGCUUGCUAUCGAGGUUGUGCCGCUGCGACAGGGCCCUCAGGUGGCCUUUGACAAGCCGAUUGUCGUGAACCAACAGGGCGAGCCCGAGGCCAAAGAACCCGAGAAGUCCUUCUUGCAAAAGUACUGGUGGGCAAUCGGCCUCUUCCUACUCGUCCAGGUUGUCAUGGGCGGUGGUGAUGGAAAAUAG